Molecule: messenger RNA, 2634 nt
Organism: Penicillium coprophilum
Lineage: Eukaryota; Fungi; Ascomycota; Eurotiomycetes; Eurotiales; Aspergillaceae
Product: condensin subunit BRN1
Exons: 3
Coding region: 1-2634 (877 amino acids)
Biological process (GO): mitotic chromosome condensation
Cellular component (GO): condensin complex
Molecular function (GO): chromatin binding
Source: RefSeq, a predicted model, not a curated record
AUGCCGCGUGUCGCAAACAAGGUGCAUCGCCGUUCUAAUGGCACCUCAACCCCGCACAAAAACUCACCGGUCAAGAUUCCCCUCAACGAUGAUGAGGGUGAGAAGGCAGCUCGUAUGGAGGCUCGUCAAGCGCGUCAUGAUCGUCAAAUGAGCGAGAUCAAAGCUGCAGUCAAGACGCCUAUGCCACCCCGCCGAUACACUCUCGAUCGUGAAGGAAGCGACAGUCCCGCAACUCCCCGAGCCUCGAGCCACCGCGGUCGCACAAGCGACGUCAACGGCCGCGCAGUAACUCCGAUGAAGCGCGUACCUAUCUUGGCCAAUUUUGAGGAGUGGAUGAAGAUGGCGACCGAUAACAAAAUCAAUGCGAAUAACUCUUGGAACUUUGCGCUCAUCGACUACUUUCACGACAUGUCAUUGCUGAAGGAAGGAGAUAGUGUCAACUUCCAAAAGGCUAGUUGCACCCUUGACGGCUGUGUUAAAAUCUACACCAGCCGAGUGGACAGUGUUGCAACGGAGACGGGAAAACUUCUUAGUGGACUCGCCGAUAGUCGCGAUAAGAGAGGGCGCGGCGAGGAGGUGGAAGAUGGCGAUGGCGAUGAGGACGAGGAAGGCGAAGAUGGACAGGGUCGCAAGUCACGGAAAAAGGCAUGGUCAAUACGAUUUCAAAGUUCCAGGACACGUUCCCAUGAGGCUACCCUCGCCCCGUCGUUCUCGUCGUUACAACUGAAGAAGUUUGAGCUAGAGUUCGCCGUGGACCCGCUAUUCAAGAAAGCAUCAGCAGAUUUUGACGAAGGAGGCGCCAAGGGCUUGCUUCUGAACCACCUUGCUAUCGAUAGCCAUGGAAGAAUUGUAUUCGACAGCAGCGACGAUGCGGUGGAUGAUAGUGCUAAAACCGCCGAAGAUGACCGUCAAGAGUCUACUGGUCCUGACCAGCAAACCGAGGACCAAACAAAACCAACUCCGAAACCCGCAAGCGAUACCUUUGAAGAUAACACAGAGAUCGACCUUGCCACGCUAGCAAGCCAGUUUUUCCCAGAUUUAGAUCGUCUUGAUGAACAAGAUAUUUGUCCAUCGCUCAAGAACCUCGAUCUGGGUGAUCUAAGCGGAUCACUAGAUCUCCCUCUCCUCAAAGCGCCAGAAGAAUGGCGCCAUGACAAGAUGGACGAAGACGGACGAGCACCUGACGACCCAUCUGGUAUUAUGCUCGACGAUGACAACGCUGUAGGUUUUGAUGACGAUGAUGCUACCCUAGCCGGGUUUGAUCUCAGCGGUGACACUGGGUUCGGUGACGGAGGAGAGGUAUGGGCUCGGGAAGCCGCCUUGGAACCGAUGUUGAAUGUUCACCGGGUUGCCCACGAUGGAGAUAAUGACGGCGAGGGCGACGAUGGCGACGAAGACGCAUAUGCCAUCUCUAUGUCUCAUCAAAAUAACAGCCACGACCACGAGAACAUUCUGAGCUACUUCGACAACGCACUACAGAAGAACUGGGCCGGCCCAGAGCACUGGAAGAUUCGAAGAAUCAAAGAGCAUGCAACACCCGCUACAUCGGCACCUAAGCCGCGCAAAGAGAAAGAGCCUUUUGAGAUUGAUUUUGCCACCCCUCUUGAUCCUGCUAUCGCAGAAUUAAUCUACACCCCGGCCAGCUCCAACUCCGCCGUCUCAUUACCGAAGACACAGUGGAAGACAAAGGGUCGUAACCUUCUUCCCGACGACAAGCAUUUCAACUCCCGCAAUCUGCUCACAUUGUUCCUCAAGCCAAAGGCCAGGAUGGGCUCAAAGAAGAUUCUGGGCAAACGCCGGCGGCAGGAUUUAACAUCUGGAAAUGGAGACAUGGACGAAGCGUUUUGGGCAAAUCGCAAGCCGGAAGAAAACGCCGGCGAGGAAGGUGCUGCCGGUGCCUAUGAUGCCAACUUCUUUGCUGAUGAUGAUGGUCUUGCUUUCCCGAACGGUAUGGAUCUCGACGACGACGACAAUCUGCCAUUCGCAGAUGCCCGGGAGAUGCUUUCCCCGCCCCUAGACGGGCCUCCAGGCACAUCAGCCGGGGAAGCAGGUGGAGCAACUGGACUCAGCGCGCUCUUGAAUAUGGUUGGUGCCACACCUGGCCGACCCGGAGCUGGUGGUUACGGCUCACAAUUAGUGACCCAAGGUGGUCGUCGUGCACGACCAGACUACGUUGCCUAUGCACGUGUGGCAAAGAAGGUUGAUGUGCGGCGUCUCAAAACGGAGAUGUGGAAGGGCAUGGGCGAGCGCUUGGUCGAUGCCGUGGACUUUGCCUCAGCUUCACAACCAGGGGCCGUGUCCAGUGAGCCUCCGACCGAACCCGAGAGUGAACCGGAUGCCCCUGCCCCUCUCACACCAAAGGCCGAGAGCCCAGAGCAAAAUGCUGACGCCAAGAACAAUGGCCGACUACGGUUCACGCAGAUCAUGAACUCCCUCAAGACAGUCUACCCGGCUGAAACCCUACGUGAUAUCAGCACAUCGUUUGGGUUUAUUUGUCUUUUGCAUCUUGCCAACGAACAGGGUCUCGUACUUGAAAGUGAUCUCAGCAAGAUGGGCGCUAAUGCGGUGACCUUGGAAGAGAUUUUCGUAAGCAGGGAUACGCACGCUAUCAUUGAAGAGGCAGGCGGGAUGUGA